GCCCAAGGACGUUGCGCAAAGCCGGGUGCAAAUGUGCAAGAUACAACGCCGGCAAACUGACGGCCUCAGCCGGGUUGAAUGAGCUGCUUUAUCGGCUCUGCUUCCUUUCUGAAACGGCCAUCCUCUGCCUCAGCUGGAGCGACGGCCCCUCGUCGCAUGGGCCAUCAUGUCUGCUCCUGGACUCCUAAUUAAGCCGCUUAUGCCGGAACAGCCAUAUUUCAAGCGACUGUGCGAUAAGAACAGAUUGUAGCGAAAGACGAAGCAGAGAACAUAAAAGCGAAACGUUAGUUUGGAAGUUGGAAAUACUUUUUCUGUAUUUUUUCCAGUUUGAUCGAAACGUUAAGCAGUUCCGAGUUUGUGAUUUGUAUUCAUUCAGUGGUCGUGUGGCGAUGCGAUUCUUGGCUUUGUUUGAGCUAGGCAUUGGAUAUAUCUAAAAAUAAUCAACAGAGAUGGCGUCAUGUGCUUGUCAUUUCGUAAAGAAAAAUGUACGUGGGUUUAAUGCAUAAUCUGAAAGUUUCAAAGCCAUACUGUAGAGCUGGUUGCCCAGCAAGAUGUGGGCGAACGAAAUCCCGAGGCAGUUUAACUUUGGUGGAGACGGACUGUUGGCUUCAGCGUUAACAGCAGGACUGAAGCGGUAUCAGGCGAACUAUUCCCGUUUGACCGAUAGAGGUUCUGACAAUCUUUUGUGACAGUUUGUUAUUUUGAAAUCAAAUGUAGCCCAUUGCAAACACAGAAAUGGGCUUUCUUCGCUCAGUAGUCGUCUCCGUCUGGGGCUUGAACCCCCGACCUUGCAGUUUUUCUCAGAAUAUAAUCGAACUCUAAUGUUACUAUUGAUACUCUGAAAGCUGACGGUCGAUAUAAUCUCGCUUAAAAACAUCUUCAAAAUGUAUUCUUCUAAUGUCGUGUAAAAACGAAUGCUGCAAACAACUACGUGCAAUUUAAACAGAUCGUUUUUUAUACCCUUAACGCUUCAAUUUUGGCUUCAGCAUGACGCGGAAUAGCCAAUCGUCUUCUGAAAGUUUUGCCGUAUUCAGGUCUAAUUUUCAUUAACUUGGAUGCGUGUUUAGGAUUCUAGGUAGCGCUGUCGCCGUGUAUUUCCUCGACACCUGUAAAUGUGUGUUCUGGGCACGGUGCACCUCACAUGUAUGUUGACAGGGUGACAGCUCGUCCAAUUUGCUAUCUGCCUUAACGCCUGUUACUGACAGAAGAGUCCGAGUGAAAUUAAAGAGGGCCAGUUUAACUCGCCUAUAUGUAUACGCACGUAUCGGUGGGCAUAAUUAUCGUAAUGAAGGGCUCCAGUCUGCCAGAUCAGUCGUGCUUCAUCUGUUUUGUGAGGGGUACUUGGACAAAAAAAAUCCUUCAAGCGAAAGGGGUUGCCAAGCCGGAUCGCUCAAACGGACAGGCUUUUCAAACUGUUGAUGCAUUUUAUUGGCUGUUUUGGCGAGGGACUGUAUCAAACUAGCAUAAAUGUGACCCCCCCUUAAUCGAGCAGCUAUUGCUAUUGGUGUCUCCCUCCAUCGGGCACCACAACAAUAGGUUUGUUUUGAGCUGUAGUAUUGAUUUGCGGGGGCGUGUCAAUGGGCGGAGAUACACUGCUGACGCAUGAUGCAGACUUCGAUCCGAUUUGUUAACAAAAAGGUGUCCGUCCUCUCCGAUUAAGGAGAAAUCAUCUGUCGGGGGGGGCAGAGCGGCAGAUAGAGGCAGGCGAGAGCACAGAGGUGGGAGCUGCAAGUUUUGGCGUUUCUUCAAGGAGACAGAGGAGCCCGUCCUCCUCAACUGCAGAAGCUUCGCAGCGGACUCCUCUCAUAGCAUCUAACCGCUGGGGUACAGAGAGCAUCAUUAUUUUACUGCGAUGAACUCCCCUACUUGAGAAACAUGCGACGCAUCCCUGACACCUCCACGGACUGCAUCCCCGGUUGCCCCCGCACUGGAUAUUAAUGUUGCUCUUCAGAUUUGUUAACGGUUGGUACGGCGAUUUAAGACCAAUUAUUCGGGAUUUUAAGAGUUGCGGGAAACAUCUUCUAAAGGCUCGGAGCUAACGGCACUUUUCAAAAUAUUCGUAGACCUUUAAAUGAUUAAUUUCUUUGGUGGUUUCAAGUAAAAUAUUUUUAGUACUGUCCCCAUUUCUUUAUUUUGACCCGCUUGAUGCCAGCGCCUCAAGACUGCCUUCAUGGCAGGAUCAUGAAGUGUUUGACUUUCUUCCUUCUGCUUCCAGAAACGCUGAAAAGGUCCAAACGGAGCGUCAAACACAGCAGCAAGCUGCCAGUAUGCUAUGAGAUUGUAACUCUCUCCUUGAAGAAGACCAUGGCUGCGGAACUGUACCCUGCCAACAGCAACACCAACCUACCCAAUAGUCCCGGAGGCGCCGCGACCAAGAAAAGCCUCGCCCCGGUGCACCAGACCGCCCCCUCCUGUCCGGCGGCGGCGGCACAACUCAACAUAAACAACAACAACGUGGAGACAACGAGCUGGCAGUCCUGCCACCCCACUCUAAGGGAAAGGAACGCCUUAAUGUUUAACAACGAACUCAUGGCUGAUGUUCAUUUCAUUGUGGGACCAGCUGGGGCUUCACAGAAAGUUCCUGCACACAAGUAUGUGCUUGCAGUGGGCAGCUCAGUUUUCUGUGCAAUGUUUUAUGGAGAUUUGGCAGAGGGCAAGUCAGAAAUCCAUAUUCCAGAUGUGGAACCUGCUGCUUUUCUGAUUCUUUUAAAGUACCUGUACAGUGAUGAGAUUGACCUAGAGGCAGACACAGUACUUGCUACUUUAUAUGCUGCAAAGAAGUAUAUUGUACCUGCUUUGGCAAAAGCUUGUGUCAAUUUCUUGGAGACAAGCCUGGAAGCAAAGAACGCUUGUGUUUUGCUGUCUCAGAGUAGACUCUUUGAGGAACCAGAACUCACUCAGCGCUGCUGGGAGGUAAUUGAUGCUCAGGCUGAACUUGCUCUUAAAUCAGAGGGCUUUUGUGAAAUUGAUCAACAGACACUGGAGAUCAUUCUAAAUCGUGAGACAUUAAACACUAGAGAAGUGGUUUUAUUUGAAGCAAUUGUGAACUGGGCUACGGCAGAGUGUAAACGGCAGGGCUUACUGGUUACAACCCGAAACAAGAGGAGUGUUCUGGGGAAAGCACUGUAUCUGGUCAGGAUACCAACAAUGACUCUUGAGGAGUUUGCCAAUGGUGCUGCUCAAUCGGAUAUUUUGACCCUUGAAGAGACACAUAAUAUUUUCUUAUGGUAUACUGCUUCUAAUAAGCCCAAGAUAGAUUUUCCUCUUGUACAGAGGAAAGGACUCACACCACAGAAGUGCCAUAGAUUCCAGUCUUCAGCAUACCGCAGCAAUCAAUGGAGAUACCGUGGACGAUGCGACAGUAUUCAGUUUGCAGUAGAUAAACGCAUCUUCAUUGCUGGAUUAGGACUUUAUGGCUCCAGCGGAGGGAAAGCAGAGUACAGUGUCAAAAUUGAACUAAAGAGGCAAGGGCUAGUCUUGGCCCAAAACUUGACUAAGUUUAUUUCUGAUGGCUCCAGCAGUACCUUUUCAGUUUGGUUUGAGCAUCCUGUGCAGGUGGAACAGGAUACAUUUUACACCGUGAGUGCAGUUUUGGAUGGAAAUGAGCUCAGCUAUUUUGGACAAGAAGGGAUGACGGAAGUUCAGUGCGGCAAGGUAACAUUCCAGUUUCAGUGCUCUUCAGACAGUACAAAUGGCACAGGAGUACAAGGUGGACAAAUACCAGAACUUAUAUUUUAUGCAUGACUUACACCUGACAUUUCUAUUUACCACUGCUACGCACAAAGCACACCACAGAAAUAAUGGCCUUCAAACUGCAGCGUUGCAAUGAAGAAUGCACCACAUUAAAAGACCUGUUAGCAGACUAUCACUAAAUGAAGGAAUGCUAUUGAAUUUAAUCUAUUUUAUUUAUUUGAAUAUAAUGUAAUGUUAUUUUACUUAUCACUGCAGCAUGCAGUGCUCUAUGUACAAAGUUGCUAUUCCCUUAAGUGGUUUUGUGUUUUGUACAUAAAAAAAAUUGUUUACAUAUUUGAGAUCAAAUGACAAACAGAAUGUUCUGUUUUAUGAGAGCAGCUUCCCGGUUGUUAAAAUUAUAAAAGAGAUAUGUGAAAACUA
Messenger RNA from Polypterus senegalus (gray bichir), 4113 nucleotides. It is a transcript of the gene btbd6b, whose product is annotated as BTB (POZ) domain containing 6b. The record is from RefSeq and is a predicted model, not a curated record. Gene Ontology annotation, cellular component: cytosol. NCBI's taxonomy places the organism in Eukaryota, Metazoa, Chordata, Cladistia, Polypteriformes, Polypteridae. The transcript is spliced from 4 exons. Gene Ontology annotation, biological process: neurogenesis. Gene Ontology annotation, molecular function: protein binding. Bases 2146 to 3744 code for a protein of 532 amino acids.